This is a messenger RNA of Globicephala melas (long-finned pilot whale), 3266 nucleotides long. Lineage: Eukaryota; Metazoa; Chordata; Mammalia; Artiodactyla; Delphinidae. The record is from RefSeq and is a predicted model, not a curated record.
AUGCUACUGCACUCUUCACUGUUUGGUUUUGAUUUUGUUCCUAAAGAACGAAUUCCGGCAUUGGAGACUCCACACGUUGGUCCGGUGAGCUGUGGAAAGGAGCAUUCCCUGGCUGGCUGUCACAAAGGAAGGGUCUUCGCGUGGGGAUGUGGUUCUGAAGGACAGCUGGGAAUUGGAGAAUUUAAGGAAAUAAAUUUUAUGCCUAAGAAGAUAGAAACUCUGACUGGUAUGAAAAUUAUACAAGUCUCCCGUGGAUGCUACCACUCCCUGGCAUUAUCAGAAGGUAAAAAACGUCUUCCUGGAUCUCCUAUGUGUCAUCAGGAAAAGGAUACUAGUUCCACCAGCGUUUCCAGGAAAACCCUGCCAGAAAUAAGCGGAAUUAACCAGUCGCCGACAGAAAAAUGGAUGGCAGUGGCAAGAGGAAGUGCAGAGCAUGAAGUAAGUGACUGAGAGGUGGCUCUGGAAAUUAGAGUGAUAUUUUCAUCUCCUGCUUGUCUGACUGCAAGUUUUUAAAGAAAAGAAUCUGGAGAAACUAUUUCCAUUGAUGUGGACUUAGAAGGCGAGAAGUUAACAAAAAAAGAAUGGAUUUCUUCUUUGAUAACAACACGUCUCAGGGAUCCUCUGCUCAACACUCUUCCAUAUUGUUCUCCACACCAAGAAACUUUAUCGGUCUUCCUUCUGCUCCCAGAGUGUCCUGUCAUGCAUGAUCCUAAGAACUGGAUGACUCUGGUGGUCCCGUUCGCAGAGGCUGUUCAUAACAUGACUGGCCAAUCUUCACAAGUCCUGAAGCAGUGUUGGGCAUCUUUGCAAGCAUCCUCUCUCAACACGCUGGUCCAGAUGCUUAAAACUGCCAUCGCCUCUCACCUGUUUUGUUGGACUGAAACCAUUCAUCACCACAAUGUUAAAGCUCUUCUAGAAGUGAUGAAAGAAGUGUAUAAGGUAAACAAAGCUAAUUGUCAACUACGAAAUACUUUCAACAUAAAUGAACUAUCCAUUUUGUUGAACUUUUAUGAAGAGAGAAGAAGAGUGAUCUGUAGGGAUAAAAACCUGAUACGUACAGAAAACUUCAGUCCCAUUAUUUUCAGUGAUUUUCCAUUUGGAAGCCCUCCAUUUGUCUUUAAUUUGCUCUCCAAAAUUAAAUCAUUGCAAGCUGAUUCCCAUAUAAAAAUGCUGGAAUCAGAAGGGAUAGACUGCAUGGAUUUUGGGCAAAUAAUUCUGCGAGGAAAGGAUGAAUCCCCUCCAUUUACACUUGGAGUCAGACAGAGUCACCUAGUUGAAGAUGCUCUGCGUCAGUUGAGCCAAGCUGAAGUCACUGACCUCCGGAAAACAUUAGUUGUUGAAUUUAUUAAAGGAAUUCGUUCUGUGGGAGAAGGGGUGAAGUCCGAGUUCUUCCACCGUAUAUUUGAAGAUAUGACCAAGAAAGAAUAUGGGAUGUUCAUAUAUCCUGAAGAGGGUUCCUACGUGCGGUUUCCUGUCAAUAAGAAGAGAUAUUUCCUCUUUGGGUUGCUGUGUGGACUAUUGUACAAUUUUAACGUUGUCAACCUCCCUUUACCACUGGGUCUGUUUAAGAAACUUCUGGACCAAGAGCCAUCAUUAGAAGAUUUAGAAGAACUCAGUCCUCUUUUGGGGAAGUAUAUAAUUUCCCCUCAACUAGAUCAUGAACUCACUAGAUCAAGGACCAAGACCAAAUUUUUUCUUACAGGAAAUGAAAGGCUGCAUGUAAAAAGCAUACGGAAGGUGGGAAUCCUAUUUCGCUGUCCUGAAACUUUCAGUGAAAGAGAUUUCUCAAUAUCACUUACAUGUCAUAAUAUUGUGGACCUCCCUAAAUAUUCUACAAUGGAAAGAAUGGAGGAAGCACUUCAAGUAGCCAUCAACAGCAACAAAGGAUUUAUGUCACCCACGGUCACAGAGUGUUAGUGACCUUUGAGAGGCUCAGAUCUCAGGUUCUCUCACCCUUCGAUCCUUCUGUUCUUCUUAGUACAAAGUGUUGACGGAUUUUAGUUAGAAUAAGUUGACAAAUGCUGGGAUAAACAAUAACAUGAUGAGUCAAGGAUAACAUUUUUAAUGAAUCAACAUUUCCUAAUCCUUAAACUUGCUAUGAGAAUGCUUGCUUUUUACUGAAUUAUUUCCUGAACAAUAAUUAUCAUUUAAAAAUAUACUAAAUGUUAAAAGCUAACAGAUAUUUUUAAAAAACUGUACAUCUAGGGGGCUUCCCUGGUGGCGCAGUGGUUGAGAGUCCGCCUGCUGGUGCAGGGGACACGGGUUUGUGCCCUGGUCCGGGAAGAUCCCGCAUGCCGUGGAGCGGCUGGGCCCGUGAGCCACGGCCGCUGAGCCUGCGCGUCCGGAGCCUGUGCUUCGCAGCAGGAGAGGCCACAACAGUGAGAGGCCCGCCUUAAAAAAAAAAAAAAAUUGUACAUCUAAUAAACACUGUCUGCAAAUAUGAAAGACAUGCUGAAGUUCAAAAAAAUAAAACUAUAAACUAAUUCAACAUGUUUUUGAGGCACAUAGAUAUAUAUUUUUAUAUUCUGGAAUGUCUCCAGAGUUUUGAUUUUAGCCAAACAAUCUAUUUGAAAAAUCUAAAUGUUAAGGGAUUUAUUAAUUUAAUGAAUAAUGGCUUAUGCUCAUUGCUGUGUUCCAAGAAGCAUUCUUUAUUUUGGUUAAAGGCUAAUAAGCCCAACAAGGAACUCCCAUUUAAUUACAGUUGGACAAAAAUGAAGAACAUGAAAUAUGUUUUCAGCAUCAUGGUAUAGAAUGAAUUAAAGGAGAGAUAUAAGUAUGGUGGAAAUGAAUUUUGUGGGCCAUUUCCAUCUCAUAUUAAAUUUUAAACUGUAAGCUAUUCUAUAAAUGCCUAUUGUCAUCCCAAACCACACACAGAAGCCUUGUGUCAGUGGUACUUUGGGAAAGGAAGCUAUGGGGUGAAGUUCCUACUGGGGUGCUGAUGUGGAAAGAGGGCAGGCAUCUGAGGACAGACAGAACAGACAUAGAGACUGCACCAAGGACACUAGAAGGUAAGGUGGUUAGUAGAAACAUAAGCCCCCGGCAAAUCCCCAUAGCUAUUUUGGAUAGAUCUAGUUUCUACAAUAAAUGCAAUGAAGGCCCAGAUGUAUUCUAUUUGAAUUUUAAGGGAAAAGGUAACUUCUAAAUCUUAGGGAUCCUUAGGCCCCUGACUUUUGGGUUGUGUUUUUCAGGCCUUUCAACUCCAACAUUACUUUUUCUGUGCAAAUGGGUGAACUGUACUAAACAUAUGAAGAAGAGAUAGUACCAAU